This is a messenger RNA of Larimichthys crocea (large yellow croaker), 1188 nucleotides long. RefSeq names its product mitochondrial ribosomal protein L10 (gene mrpl10). Lineage: Eukaryota; Metazoa; Chordata; Actinopteri; Sciaenidae. The record is from RefSeq and is a predicted model, not a curated record. The transcript has 5 exons. The coding region runs from base 61 to 801 and encodes 246 amino acids.
CGACCGUGAACGCAGCAUCCACGCUGACGUCACGUCCUGCAUCCCGUGUUCCUGAGCAGCAUGGCAGCGACCUUGUGUGUGAAGUUCCUCCUGAAACCAGGAUGUCUUCCUCUCGCUCAGACUGUCCGGCACGGCUCCAAGGCUGUGACUCGACACAGGAGGCCGAUGCACAUCCUCAAACAGAAGCUCCUGGCUGUGACGAAGUACAUCCCUCCUCCACGGGGUCCUCCUCCAGGAGCCUAUCCCUCCCAAGUCCAGAGAGUCCAGGAGGACAGUCCUCUGAUGUUACUCAUGAAGAGGGAUUUGAAGAAGGUGUUCGAGGACUAUAAGAUGAUCGCUGUGGUCCAGAACAAUGCCUGCAACUCUGAAGACAUGUUGAUGCUCAAGCACAGACUUUACAAACACGACAUCACUGUCAAGUUGUUCCCUAACCAGGUGACGCGCUCUUUCCUGAGAGACAGCGUUUACUGCAACAUGGCUCCUCUGUUCAUCGGUCCGACUCUUCUGUUUGUUAGUAAGGAGCCAAAGGUGAAGGAGAUGCUGAAGACUCUGAGGGCCAGCCCACAGAUGACGCUCCUGGGAGCCUCUAUAGACAACACGCUGCUGAGCGCACAGGGGGUGGUGAGCUACUCCAAACUGCCGUCAGUGACCGUCGUCCAGGGCGAGCUGGUCAGCGGGCUGACGAUGCUGACGUCCAACACCGCCUCCAUGCUGCAGCGACACCCCACCCACCUGUCCGCCCUGCUCCAGCAGUACGUCAAGCAGCAGAGCUCGGGCGACAGCGCAGAGGAAGCCACGUAGAGCUUCGGAGGAAAUCACUGGGACUGUUUUGAGUCGCAGAUUUCCAGCUGCUUGGAACGGCGAGGGGCUGCCGGGUCGGACGCAUGCUUUAGAAUUUAUUUUAAUUUAGCACCAAAGUUCCAGACAGAUUAGAAGAAGUCUGCAUAAAAAGAUCUUACAAAUUUGAAUGGAGCAGUUCAGUUGGUGCUCAAUUGAACUAAAUCACACUUGUGCGUCCACCCAUAGGAGCACUGUGGCUACUGCAGCCUGCAGAACUGACUGUUCUCCGUGCACCUCGACCUCUCAGUGGAAAUCUUGGAUGGACAGUGCAGCAAAUAUGUCAGUGUCGCCUGAGUAAUGUCUUUAUUUAAUGGUAUAGUCACAUAUAAAUAAACUAUGUCAAACAGA